AUGAAUUAUGUUCAGGUGAGCGAAGGUACGUAUGCCACGGUUUACAAGGGAAGAUCCAGGACCACAAAUGAGAUCGUUGCACUGAAGGAGAUUAACCUCGAUGCGGAAGAGGGCACCCCGUCCACUGCGAUCCGAGAGAUAUCGCUCAUGAAAGAGCUCCGACACACCAACAUCCUGCGGCUAUACGAUGUCAUACACACUGAGACCAAACUCGUCCUUGUCUUCGAGUACUGCGAUCGUGACCUCAAAAAGUACAUGGAGGCCCAGGGGGAGCGCGGCGCGCUCGAACCUCACAUAGUGCGCAGCUUCAUGUAUCAGCUGCUCCGAGGCACCGCGCACUGCCACGAGAACAGAGUCCUCCACCGGGAUCUCAAGCCCCAGAACCUGCUGAUCAACGCGAAGGGCGAGUUGAAGCUGGGUGACUUUGGCUUGGCACGGGCAUUCGGAGUGCCAGUGCACACAUUCUCGAAUGAAGUGGUGACAUUAUGGUACCGCGCGCCCGAUGUCUUGUUGGGCUCGCGGAUGUAUAGCACAUCCAUUGACGUUUGGUCAUGCGGCUGCAUCUUCGCGGAGAUGAUCUCCGGAGUACCUCUUUUCCGCGGCAGGGACAACCAGGAUCAGCUAUUGCACAUCAUGCGCAUUCUCGGCACGCCCGAUGAGCGCCUCCUGCGCAAGAUCGCAACGGAAGGGCAAACAGAGAAUGCCCAGCUGAAGCAAUACCCGCGCUACCCGAAGAUCCCAUUUUCGCAAGUCCUUCCCAAGGCCUCGCCUCAUGCAUGGGAUCUUCUGGAACGCCUCCUCCAGUUCGAUCCCUCCAAACGCAUCACCGCCGCUGACGCGCUUCAGCACCCCUAUUUUACCGGAAUCGUCCCGUAUCCUGUUGGACAGCCGAUUCCUGGCAUGAUCGGUCCACCUGGAUCCAGCUUUCCCCCGCAGCCACAGCCACAGCUGCAACAAGGACAACAGGAGCAGCAGCAACGAAUUGUGGCUGCGUAUCCACGUUUGCCCGAGGGGACCAAUAUGUCGAUGGUGAGCUUUACGCCCGCCGGCCCACCGCACAACGGGAUACAGCGCUAUCAAGCCGUCUAUGCCCCGGGAUACGUGCCACCGAACGGCGGGCAACGAUGA
Molecule: messenger RNA, 1128 nt
Organism: Postia placenta MAD-698-R-SB12
Lineage: Eukaryota; Fungi; Basidiomycota; Agaricomycetes; Polyporales; Adustoporiaceae
Exons: 6
Coding region: 1-1128 (375 amino acids)
Biological process (GO): protein phosphorylation
Cellular component (GO): nucleus; cytoplasm
Molecular function (GO): ATP binding; cyclin-dependent protein serine/threonine kinase activity
Source: RefSeq, a predicted model, not a curated record